This is a messenger RNA of Cololabis saira (Pacific saury), 1098 nucleotides long. RefSeq lists its product as uncharacterized. The coding region runs from base 327 to 968 and encodes 213 amino acids. The record is from RefSeq and is a predicted model, not a curated record. NCBI's taxonomy places the organism in Eukaryota, Metazoa, Chordata, Actinopteri, Beloniformes, Belonidae. The transcript is spliced from 5 exons.
GCCUGGUGGAGUCGGGCCUGGUGGUGCCGGUACUGGCUAUGGACCUGGCGGAGUUGGGCCGGGUGGUGCUGGAACUGGCUAUGGACCUAGCGGAGUCGGGCCUGGUGGUGCCGGUACUGGCUAUGGACCUGGAGGAGUCAGGCCAGGUGCUGCAGGGACUGGAUCAGGGGUUGGUUUUGGUCCAGGUGGUGUUGGUACUGGACCAGGGGGAACAGCAACUGGGACUGGGGGGUAUGAUGCCAGUGCAAAAGCUCGCAAAUAUGGCAUGCUAAGUGGAGCGCUUGGAGUUCCAGGAUCUGGAGGAGUGGGUGGUGCCGGUACUGGCUAUGGACCUGGUGGAGUCAGGCCUGGUGGUGCUGGAACUGGCUAUGGACCUGGCGGAGUUGGGCCCGGUGGUGCUGGAACUGGCUAUGGACCUGGCGGAGUUGGGCCCGGUGGUGCUGGAACUGGCUAUGGACCUGGCGGAGUUGGGCCCGGUGGUGCCGGUGCUGGCUAUGGACCUGGUGGAGUCAGGCCUGGUGGUGCUGGAACUGGCUAUGGACCUGGCGGAGUCGGGCCUGGUGGUGCUGGCUAUGGACCUGGCGGAGUUGGGCCCGGUGGUGCUGGAACUGGCUAUGGACCUGGCGGAGUUGCGCCUGGUGGUGCCGGUGCUGGCUAUGGACCUGGUGGAGUCGGGCCUGGUGGUGCCGGUACUGGCUAUGGACCUGGUGGAGUCGGGCCGGGUGGUGCUGGCUAUGGACCUGGCGGAGUCGGGCCUGGUGGUGCUGGAACUGGCUAUGGACCUGGCGGAGUCGGGCCUGGUAGUGCCGGAACUGGCUAUGGACCUGGCGGAGUCAGGCCAGGUGCUGCAGGGACUGGAUCAGGGGUUGGUUUUGGUCCAGGUGGUGUUGGUACUGGACCAGGAGGAACAGCAACUGGGACUGGGGGGUAUGAUGCCAGUGCAAAAGCUCGCAAAUAUGGCAUGCUAAGUGGAGCGCUUGGAGUUCCAGGAUCUGGAGGAGUGGGUGGUGCCGGUACUGGCUAUGGACCUGGUGGAGUCGGGCCGGGUGGUGCUGGUACUGGCUAUGGACCUGGCGGAGUCGGACCCGGUGGUGCCGG